UCAGCACCAGUUCUGUGUUGGAAAUACACAACACCAGCAGGAAUCAGGGAGGGCAGUACACCUGUACAGCUUAUAACACUCUCACACCAAGUGAAGGACCUCAACAGUUAGGCUCAGCUACAGGACAGGUUUUACUGGACAUACUGUACCCACCAACUAUCUCUGGGUUACCAUCAGUGAUGAACGUCACGGAGUUCUCUUCAUUCAGUGUGGACUGCAGCAAUGUAACUACCCCGGGAAACCCAGGAGGCACAAACUACACAUGGACACACAAUGGUUACACUGUCAGUUCAGAGCCACAGCUUGUACUAGAGAGCAUGAGUAGGAACCAGAGUGGACUGUACACCUGUACAGCCAGCAACAUGCUCAGACCAAGUGGAGGCAGGCUACAACUGGGGACAGCAAGCGAACCUGUUAGUGUCGAUGUGCAGUAUGGUCCCAGGAAUAGCGUAACUAUUUCACCAUCAGGAUCACUGAGUAUGGUUGAGGGAACCGGUGCUUUCACUGCCACCUGCACUGCCGAGUGUAACCCAAGCUGCACUAUAACAUGGAGGAAAGACAACAUCCCCUUGGCAGGCCAGAUGAGUCUCAGCAAUGUGUCCAGAACAGACCAGGGGGACUACACCUGUCAGGCACAAAACGGCAUUGGGGACUCUCAGGAAAAGAACAUCAGACUCACUGUAUACACUCCACCCUCUGUACCCACAGACUUCCAGGUGGCUGCUGUGACUGACACAUCUGUGUCUCUACAGUGGACCUCCAGCUUCGACGGUGGGGCUGACCAGACGUUCACUCUCCUGUACAAGUCGGACUUGGAGUCUCAUUGGUUGACAUGGAACGACAACAUAGCCGAUACAGGAAGUAGUCAUCACGUCAGUGUGCACAUCCCAGGACUGACACCUGCCGUGACGUACCACUUCCAGUUGUAUGCUACUAAUGUCUAUGGUGAAGGGGAGAUAACAGUGUUAAAUACAACAACCACACUAUCCAAAGCAUCGGUCAUGAGCAAACAUGGAAUUACAAUCGGCCUUGCAGCUGGACUCGGUAUUCUGGUUGUGGUUGCCCUCGUCACCGUCUCGGUGGUUCUUUGUCGGAGACAGACCCAACACACUUUGGUUGUAGGUGGAGAGGAACCUACAAACCUACCUAUGAAUUCGUUCAUGCCUCGACCCAGUCCAUUCCAGCAUGAUUCUGUUGACGUGAACACCAAGAGCUGCGAUGCCACCAAACAGAGCUGUGAGGAUUAGUGUCCAUUGAUGGAUUCUUCCUGGUUAUUUACAAUCCAUAUCAGCUGAAGACAGAUGCCUGCUUUGCCAUCUAUUCUGAAUAACUAGUUUAAAUCCCAUGUACUUUA
Messenger RNA from Haliotis rufescens (red abalone), 1354 nucleotides. RefSeq names its product B-cell receptor CD22-like. The transcript is spliced from 8 exons. NCBI's taxonomy places the organism in Eukaryota, Metazoa, Mollusca, Gastropoda, Lepetellida, Haliotidae. The coding region runs from base 180 to 1247 and encodes 355 amino acids. Gene Ontology annotation, molecular function: cell adhesion molecule binding. The record is from RefSeq and is a predicted model, not a curated record. Gene Ontology annotation, biological process: cell-cell adhesion. Gene Ontology annotation, cellular component: cell-cell junction.